AUGUCAGGAAGGGCAUCCGAUUGUAAAAACCUUGCUACAAAAUUUCCCUAUGGUUACAACAAAGCAUGGGCGGGGUACAGCCCAAAGUACCCCGUGGGCCUCCUCAUCCGCCUACGACAAAGAAGGAUGGGAAACCUGGUGAUUCAUGAAAAUAAAACUUAUGACGGCCAUAAACGACCUGAUAAAAAGUGGAGAAACCAGUUUACGGGUGAUCGAGUUAGGGUCGUGACAUGGAAUGUUGGGAGUAUGACGGGAAGAGCGGGAGAAGUCGUCGAUGUAUUGCACAGAAGACAUAUAGAUGUGUGCUGCAUACAGGAGACUAGAUGGAAAGGAAAUGGGACCAGAAUGAUUAACAAGACUAGCGAAAAGUAUAAAUUCUUUUGGCAAGGAGGUAAUGAUGGUAAGGCUGGAGUUGGGGUAUUGGUUGCGGAGAAAUUGGUAGACAAAGUAGUCGAAGUGAGAAGGCUAGACAACCAGAUAAUGGUUAUUAAGAUGAUUUUUGAUUGGAAGAAGAGAAAGAUAUAUUUUGGGACAGUCUAUUGGGGGGUGACAUCGAGACUGGCAAAUGAAGAGGGGAUUAUCCUGGCUGGUGAUCUGAAUGGACAUGUGGGAGUGAGUAGUGAGGGUUAUGAAGGAGUACAUGGAGGGUUCAGUUACGGCAUGAGAAAUUUGGAAGGAGAGAGGAUUUUAGAAUUUAGUGAUGCGAUGGAUAUGAUUGUCUGUAAUACAAUGUUUAAGAAAGAAUCAGAGAAGCUGGUGACUUAUAAGUCGGGUAGUACCAAAAGUGCUGUGGAUUACUUGUUAUUAAGGAGAUGUGAUCGAUGUAUACUAAAAAAUGUGAAAGUGAUACCGGGAGAGGAAUGUAUAAAUCAGCAUCGACUAGUUGUAGGAGAUCUCACUCUUAAAGGUGCCAGGGUCACUAAAAGAAAGUUUGUCCCAAGGCUGAAGGUUUAA
Messenger RNA from Gordionus sp. m RMFG-2023, 954 nucleotides. RefSeq names its product craniofacial development protein 2-like. Gene Ontology annotation, molecular function: catalytic activity. Lineage: Eukaryota; Metazoa; Nematomorpha; Gordioida; Chordodea; Parachordodidae. The transcript has 2 exons. The record is from RefSeq and is a predicted model, not a curated record. The coding region runs from base 1 to 954 and encodes 317 amino acids. Gene Ontology annotation, cellular component: nucleus. Gene Ontology annotation, biological process: chromatin remodeling.